Mercurialis annua (annual mercury) is the source of this 718-nucleotide messenger RNA. RefSeq lists its product as uncharacterized. The record is from RefSeq and is a predicted model, not a curated record. Bases 129 to 650 code for a protein of 173 amino acids. NCBI's taxonomy places the organism in Eukaryota, Viridiplantae, Streptophyta, Magnoliopsida, Malpighiales, Euphorbiaceae. The transcript has 7 exons.
UUACCUGCAAAGAACUUGGAAGCUGGAGGAUAAAGAGACAGGAUUGUAAGAAACGGCGCUGUUCCAUUUGAAAUAUCUCAACGAGAAACGGUGAUAAUAGAACAUAUCAGUUGCAGAAAAUCUAACUGAUGGAGGAAGUAGAAGGAAAUGAGGAGAAAGUGGAGGAGGUGAAGGAAGGAGUGGCAUCAAUUGCAUUAUUGCCAUGUGGCUCUAUUUCAGGCCAUUUUGUUCAGCUUCCUCACUCCGUUUGCUAUGGCCUGCAUGGCACUGAGUUGGCUUGUGAAAGGGAGUGCAGCAGGGGUGAGGACUAUCGCCUGAUCAACCUUACAAUCAUAGACUACAAUACUGGGAAGGAGCAAGGAGUAGUCGUUGAGUGUAGAGGCCAUGACGCUGCUCGCUUCAAUAACAUUGAACAUGCUCAUGGCUGGGAAAAUGAUGUUGUAGCUAUGACAGAGCAAAAGCAGGGAGGUAGAAAGAUUUCUAUUUCAUUUGCAUGUGAAACACUGAAAGCUGAUAAAUCUGCAGAAGAGCACAUAAGGAAGUUUAUGCCAAAACUAGCUGGGCUAGAUGCUGUUGUUAACAUUGGAAAAAUGAAGAUAUCAGGAUUGGAAUUUGAAGCAGAUGAUAAUGGCAUAAAACAGACAAUAUGAUCUAAUGUACAUGGCUUUUGCUAUCUGUUGAACAAGAAAUCACUUAAUACAACACAAGUCUAUCUUAA